AGAGCACACAGAUGAAAUCAGCUCAAGCAGCAACAGCAGAGUCUGAAGAGAACAGAAGUCAGCUCUUUGUGGUUUUUCUAGCAGGAUGGGCUCCAGCAGCUCCAGCAUGAACCACAUCCCCAACGCCGAGGAGCUCAUGCAGGACACCGGCUUCUCGGCCGCCCACCUCCUCCGUCUGCACGAGCGAUUUGAGUUUCUAGAUAGAGAGCAGAGAGGAGAGCUCAGGUUUGAUGAUUUUGAAGCGGUUCGAGAGUUGGCCUUGAACCCCAUUGGAGACAGAAUUAUCGGAGCCUUUUUCUCUCAGGGACAGGACACGGUGGACUUCCCCUCCUUUGUUCGGAUUCUGGCUCAUUUCCGUCCCACAGACCUAAACCGGAGAGACGGACUUCCACAGGACCAGGCCAACAGCCGAACCAGGAAACUCAAAUUUGCUUUCCAGCUGUACGAUCAAGACAGAGACGGAAAGAUUUCCAGAGCCGAGCUCCUCCAGGUUCUGCGGGCGAUGUUGGGGAUAUCAGUGACGGAUGAGCAGCUGCAGAGCAUCGCUGAGCGAGCCAUUCAAGAGGCCGACUUGGACGGAGACGACGCCAUCUCCUUUGAGGAGUUCAGAAAGUCUCUGGAGAAAGUGAACAUCGACCACAAGAUGAGUAUUCGCUUCUUAAAAUAAAGGAACUAUCUGCUGGGAUUUCUGGAUUUUCCUGCAAGAAAGAAACUCUAACAGAGACAGGGAUGAAGAGACUGGUGUGUAAAUCUGUGCUAAAAGGGAACCUCUCUCAGUCAGCACCUCCAGAAGUCAAAAUAUUUAAAAUCCAAGUGAGAAGAUUCUUCUGGGUCGUUGCUUUUAGACAUUAAGAGGCAUGGAUGAGUGAAACCAAUCAUGGCUUUCAGCCUGAUGAGAUCGGGCAUAAUUUUCAUCCCAAGGGCAUGUGUCCACAUGACAAUGACAAUAAAACUUGAAAACAAUGUAAA
This is a messenger RNA of Cheilinus undulatus (humphead wrasse), 969 nucleotides long. It is a transcript of the gene chp2, whose product is annotated as calcineurin-like EF-hand protein 2. The record is from RefSeq and is a predicted model, not a curated record. The transcript is spliced from 7 exons. NCBI's taxonomy places the organism in Eukaryota, Metazoa, Chordata, Actinopteri, Labriformes, Labridae. The coding region runs from base 86 to 667 and encodes 193 amino acids. Gene Ontology annotation, molecular function: calcium ion binding.